Folsomia candida is the source of this 1071-nucleotide messenger RNA. RefSeq lists its product as uncharacterized. The record is from RefSeq and is a predicted model, not a curated record. The transcript has 9 exons. Bases 31 to 705 code for a protein of 224 amino acids. NCBI's taxonomy places the organism in Eukaryota, Metazoa, Arthropoda, Collembola, Entomobryomorpha, Isotomidae.
UGAUCUGAAUCUUGGAAUUUGCAAAUUAUAAUGGCUCCCAUGACUUAUCUUUUUCUCGUUUGUUCCUUGAUUUUCGCAGUUUCUGGGGCAGACGAAAAUUGCAGCCUUACUGAGGAAUUGAUCAAACUGGGGAAGGAUGCCUUUAAGAUGUUUUUUCCAGACCAACCGUUCCUAACGUGCCUCCUGGAUGGACCGUGUGAUCCAGAAAAAUUCAAGUUCCCCGAGGCCAAAGCGUGUAAAGCUGCUGUUCGUGAUGGUCCCCUUUUAAAGGACUUAAACAUAACAGCGUCGGAUAGGUUUCUGGAAAAUUUUCUAUAUUCCGGUGGAGUUGACGCGGAGGAGAUCUGUUUGAAUCUCAGAACUGAAGGGGAUAAACUACUCGCAAUGAUUAAAAAGAAUCAAGAUGAAGGAGCAGGGUCUUUGAUAUCCAAACUAUGUUUAAAAGACCCAACGAGUUGCCAAAACAUGGAGCAGAUACCGAAAGAAGUCGAAGAUUUUAUUUUGAAAAAUGUGGGUGCACCGUUCAGGGAUUUGAUUAAAAUUGUCAAGAAUAUCGCUAAGAGCAAAUCGGUGCCCUUUGCAACAGCGAUGGGUCAAGUAAUCGAAUCAUUCUUUGGAGGAGGACAGCUUGGCAAAAAUGUUUCGAAAUGUGUCAAUGAAAUCAUUACAAUUGCUACGAAAACAGGCAAAUCACUUUUAGGCUGACGAGAAAUCGAGCCAUUUUAGCUUUGAAAACUUGGUAAACGACUCGAAUGUUAUAUCGACGUCCAAUUCUUUGUACUUUUAAGUGGUGUUUAUGCUUCACGUCACCGUCACGUCCUCAUCCAAAUCCGAAUUUUUGAUUGGUUAAAAUUUUUAAUUGUCGUAGUGAUAAUUUCACUCAGCCAAUCACAAAAUCGGAUUUGGAGGAGGACGUGACGGUGACGUGAAGCAUAAACGCACCUUUAGUACAACCUGCACUGCAUAACUAGACACAUAUGUAAAAUAAUUAGUAACCAAAUUUGUGAAAUGAUAAAAACUUACAAAGUUCAAGAAACCUGAUAUCUUCCAAAAAUAAAUAAAUAUUUAAUU